This is a messenger RNA of Stegodyphus dumicola, 1590 nucleotides long. RefSeq names its product phosphatidylinositol-3,5-bisphosphate 3-phosphatase MTMR14-like. The record is from RefSeq and is a predicted model, not a curated record. NCBI's taxonomy places the organism in Eukaryota, Metazoa, Arthropoda, Arachnida, Araneae, Eresidae. Gene Ontology annotation, biological process: dephosphorylation. Gene Ontology annotation, molecular function: phosphoprotein phosphatase activity; phosphatidylinositol-3-phosphate phosphatase activity.
GGAAACUUAACUUUUCAGCUGCUUUAAUUUUUACUCAAUUAAGGUAUUGCUUGAAAUGGCGGCAAGUCGGGAUGCUGGAGAUAUCAUUAAUGAAAGGGUGGUCGCAGCCAUAUUUGAUCGAGCUGCAAGGCAUCGCUACAGUCCAGCCGUUUAUGAUAAGAUGAAUGCAAAGAUACUCGAUUACUGUCGGCAACUUUUUAGUAAAGAUUAUGAAUGUCAGGUGGUGAGUAAUUCUGAAAACCCCGGUGCCCAUUAUCCAACCUCGCUUUUAAUUCCCGUAGAAGAGAACACUGACGUUCCUGGGCAACUACGUUUCGGAGGAAAGUCUUCGACUUUCCAACCAGGAAAUUACAAGAAAAUGUAUGAAUCAGCUCAACGUGUUCGAACCAACAGACGUUUUCCUGUCCCUACAAUAUUAUGGAAUGGGAAAUUUCUUUGUCGUACUGCUGGAGUGGAUGUGGUUUCGGUAGCAGCAGAUAUGAAUACAAUCCUGUUGAAUGAAGGUUCUUCCGCAAGCGAUUUUGAAUUCCAGAUAAACAUUGCCACUGCGGCUUUCUUCAUGAAAGUCAAGAAAUUCUCUAUUGACAUGAGUGUAGACGUACAUCUCUUAAAUCAUCUGGAAGUGACUCACAUUUGUGACUUGAGAGGAAGAGACCCAAGCAGAGAUUAUCCUAAAUUCGCAGAAACUUGUGAAUUAUACAAGACGUAUUACACCGCGUUCAAAACUGCUCACUUGCCAUACCCAAGCGUCGACUUUUUUGAAACAUACUACAGGAUACGAGAACCUGAAGAAUUACGCCUUAAUUGGAAGAAAAAAAGUCCACCACUCUUUGAUUUGACAUUGCCUGACAUAGAUUCUAUGACACUUCUUCAAACAGAUGUCUCCAAAUACCGGGAAUGGUAUACACUUGAUCAAACUCUAAAUUAUCUGCUGGUUUUACAGACCUAUCUUACUUCGGACCUCCUUUCAGUAAAAGGGAUUCUUUUGCACUGUAUUGCUGGUCAGGAUCGUACCCCACUUUUCGUAACACUUUUACGUUUGUCGCUUUGGGCCGAUGGUUUAUUGCAUGCGACUUUAAACCCUUUGGAGAUGCUCUACUUGACAGUAGCUUACGAUUGGUAUCUGUUCGGGCACAAUUUGAAGGAUUGUCUAAACCGAGGCUAUUGGAUAAUGCAUUUCUGCUAUAACAUCCUCGAUCAUAUUACAUCCGACAGAUUUUCAGUGAGGGGUUCCGAAGUGGAAACUGCAAGUUCAAGAUGCAUUCUUCCGUGUUUUCGACCCAAAACUGACCGCAAAAAAAGGCUUCUUGAAGUAAAGAGGCUCUUCCUGAAGUUUUAUGCUCAGAUCGAAAGGAGACCUGUUCAGCAACCAUCCACAAGUACAGGCCGAAGGUGAUAUGGAGAUUUAGUGACUAACCACUGCUGAUAUUGAAAUCGGACUUCUCGAAUUAAACGGAGGUUUUGAAUACUUUCACAUUAAUGACGUAUUUUAAUAACCAUUGUAUCUUACAUUUUAUUGUAGCCGACUUUGUAAAUUUUGUUUACUUAAAUUCCUAUGUAAUUUUUAACUAAAUAAAAUGCUGAGAUCCA